Messenger RNA from Zophobas morio, 778 nucleotides. Its product is annotated as large ribosomal subunit protein eL13-like. Gene Ontology annotation, cellular component: ribosome; cytosolic large ribosomal subunit. Bases 112 to 747 code for a protein of 211 amino acids. Gene Ontology annotation, molecular function: RNA binding; structural constituent of ribosome. The transcript has 3 exons. NCBI's taxonomy places the organism in Eukaryota, Metazoa, Arthropoda, Insecta, Coleoptera, Tenebrionidae. The record is from RefSeq and is a predicted model, not a curated record. Gene Ontology annotation, biological process: translation.
ACUAAGCUUUUACAACAGCCUUUCCUGUCUUCAGUAGUUGGCUAUCCGGCGUUCGGGCUGCUUAAAUUUUUUUUCGAGUGGCUUGUGCUAUAGAUACGUGGUUAAAAGAAUAUGGUUGCCCACAAUAAUGUGUUGCCAAAUGCUCACCUUCAUAAAGACUGGCAAAGAUAUGUGAAAACUUGGUUUAAUCAACCAGCUAGGAAGUCACGUCGUCGUAAGUCACGAAUGAUAAAAGCUGCACGUCUCGCCCCAAGACCCCUUUCUUUAUUACGCCCAGCUGUUCGUUGUCCCACUAGUAAGUACAACAUACGUGUCCGUGCUGGACGUGGAUUUACCUUUGAAGAAUUGAAAGCCGCUAAAAUCUCACCUAAGUUUGCCCGAACUAUUGGUAUCGCCGUAGAUUUUCGCCGUCGUAAUCGAUCUGUGGAAUCUCUAACUCUCAACGUUCAACGUUUGAAGGCUUAUAAAGAAAAAUUAAUUUUAUUUCCAAAAGUCAAAAACCAAUUUAGAAAAGGAGAUUCUAAAGCAAAGGAUUGUCGCGCCGCCAAGCAAGUAUUAUUGGGGGAUGUCUUACCUAUUAAGCAACCCCCAAAUAAGGAACAAACGCUCCCCGUCGAGUACAUUAAUACAAAGAUCUCUGCAUAUCAAACCAUGCGAAUGGCUAGAGCGGAGGCUCGCUUGGUUGGCAUUCGCUUAAAACGUAGUCAAGAAAAGGCUGCGGCCGAAUCUUUAUCGACUAAAGCAUAAGUUAAAUUGAUAUUAAAAUCUAUUUUAAUUA